GGUGAUCUUCAACAAGAUCUAUAACCCAUCAUCAAUCUCGAUUCAAUUCGAUUCUCGACGCCGUGGAUUUCGACACACAUAUAAAUCAUCAUGGGGUUCUGGACGCUAAUGGAAGGGUUACUGCUAUUCGCCAACGCACUAGCUAUCCUCAACGAAGACCGUUUCUUAGCUCCCAGAGGAUGGACACUCACAGAGCUUCACCAAACCGGCAAAAGAAACUCCCUCAAAGGCCAAAUCGUCGGUCUCAUCCACGCCUGCCACUACAUGAGGCUUCCUCUCAUGCUCUUCAACUUAAUCGUCAUCGUUUUUAAGCUCUUCUCCGGUUAAAAACAAAAUAAAAUUAGAUUCUAAUAAUUCAACCCAAACACACUUCUCUUCUUUUUUUUUUUUUGUUCACCCUUGUCGGAACAAGAACUUUGUUCGUUGAUUCAUUAAAAUUCAAAACCUGGCAUUGUAUA
This is a messenger RNA of Brassica oleracea var. oleracea, 458 nucleotides long. RefSeq names its product protein transport protein yos1-like. Gene Ontology annotation, cellular component: COPII-coated ER to Golgi transport vesicle; Golgi membrane; endoplasmic reticulum membrane. Bases 91 to 327 code for a protein of 78 amino acids. The record is from RefSeq and is a predicted model, not a curated record. Gene Ontology annotation, biological process: endoplasmic reticulum to Golgi vesicle-mediated transport. The transcript is spliced from 2 exons. Lineage: Eukaryota; Viridiplantae; Streptophyta; Magnoliopsida; Brassicales; Brassicaceae.